AUGAACGCAUACCCAAGCUCGUCGUCUUCAAUUUCAAAAGAAGCACACGAAUGCCAAUCGCAUGAAGAAGAGGAAGACUUGCAAUUGACACCCACGGCAAAGCACGUCCAAAGUGGCUCAGAAGCAACUUGUCACGAAGACAAUGCCGAGAGCGGAGAAGCCCAGAAUGACGACGAAAUGAGAGAGAAGAAGGAUGAAAUAGACGGGGAGACUGACAAGCCCGCACAAGGAAACACAAACUCGUUGAAGAAAGCAGAGACAUCCGCACCGACGCUCGACACGGAUCGUAUGGCGCGUGAUUACAGUGAAGAACACGCAAGAGAUGUAGAAUAUGAGACUGCAAUCACAGACGCGUUUUACAAAUUGAUGGCAACUGGUUUGUCUUGGAGCAAAACGGGGACACAAGCAAUCUUGAACGCGCAACUCGACGAGCUUCACAAGUCUAUGAACAGAAUUCGCAGCAUCGAACUCGAACAAGAGGAAAGACGCGUCAAGCUCGAAAAGGCAUACGCAAGCUUCAAACAAGUCGUCGACUCGCUCUUGUAG
This is a messenger RNA of Serendipita indica DSM 11827, 546 nucleotides long. Lineage: Eukaryota; Fungi; Basidiomycota; Agaricomycetes; Sebacinales; Serendipitaceae. The record is from the annotation of a GenBank genome assembly.